AUGUCUCCGAAGCCUAAGUUCGUUUUCGUUCUCUCUUCGCAGAGCACUCUCCCUAGUCGUGGCACGCCAACGGGAUGGUAUCUCCCUGAGUUCGUUCAUCCUUAUAAUAAGCUCUCGCCCAUGUUCGAUAUCGUGGUCGCCUCUCCAGCUGGCGGUGAAGCCCCCCUCGAUCCCUACUCAAUCGAAGCGACAAGAGAGGACCUUGAAUGCGUGGCUUUCCUCAAGGAGAAGUCUCAUGUCUGGAAGGACACAGUGAAGCUUAAGAGCCUGCUAGGCAAGGCUUCCGAGUUUGCGGGAAUAUUCUACGUUGGUGGUCACGGUCCCAUGUUUGAUCUUGCCAACGAUGAGACAUCCCAUGCUGUCGUCCGGGAGUUCUAUGAGUGUGGUAAAGUGGUCUCUGCUGUGUGCCAUGGUCCUGCCGCUCUAGUCAACGUGAAGCUAUCCGACGGAAACUACUUGGUUACUGGCCAGAAGGUCACGGGUCUCUCUGAUGCCGAAGAGGAAAUCAUGCAAUUCACUAGUGAUAUGCCAUUCCUGCUGGAGACGGAGCUACGCAAAAAUGGUGGAAUGUACGAAAAGGCCGAGAGCCCCUUCGGCGUUAAGGUCAUCACCAGUGGGUGGAACAGCAAGUUGGUUACGGGUCAGAACCCUCCAAGUGCCGCCGUGAUCGGCGAAAUUGCUCGCGCAUCCUGA
Molecule: messenger RNA, 693 nt
Organism: Aspergillus affinis
Lineage: Eukaryota; Fungi; Ascomycota; Eurotiomycetes; Eurotiales; Aspergillaceae
Product: type 1 glutamine amidotransferase domain-containing protein
Exons: 3
Coding region: 1-693 (230 amino acids)
Molecular function (GO): glyoxalase III activity
Source: RefSeq, a predicted model, not a curated record